AUGCUUUCUUCGUGCGUUGUUCACCGCGGACCAUCCUUUCGUUAUUCGUCCUGUAAGCCUCGCACAGACAUGGGCAAGCCUCGUGGAUUGCGGACGGCGCGCAAGCACCGCAGCCAUCGCCGUGACCAGCGGUGGCAUGACAAGGACUACAAGAAGGCCCAUCUGGGUACCCGCUGGAAGGCUAACCCCUUCGGAGGCGCCUCGCACGCUAAGGGCAUUGUGCUCGAAAAAGUUGGUGUUGAAGCCAAGCAGCCCAACUCUGCCAUUCGGAAGUGCGUCCGAGUACAGCUCAUCAAGAACGGCAAGAAGAUCACCGCCUUCGUGCCCCGGGACGGUUGCCUGAACUACAUUGAGGAGAACGACGAGGUCCUGGUGGCAGGUUUCGGUCGUAAGGGUCACGCCGUGGGUGACAUCCCCGGUGUCCGUUUCAAGGUGGUUAAGGUCGCCAACGUGUCCCUGCUCGCCCUGUACAAGGAGAAGAAGGAGCGACCGCGCUCAUAGGGCACAAUAAACAUUUCAUACAGCUCAC
Molecule: messenger RNA, 529 nt
Organism: Rhipicephalus sanguineus (brown dog tick)
Lineage: Eukaryota; Metazoa; Arthropoda; Arachnida; Ixodida; Ixodidae
Gene: RpS23
Product: 40S ribosomal protein S23
Exons: 4
Coding region: 1-501 (166 amino acids)
Biological process (GO): translation
Cellular component (GO): ribosome; cytosolic small ribosomal subunit
Molecular function (GO): structural constituent of ribosome
Source: RefSeq, a predicted model, not a curated record